CUUUUGAUACAAGAGGUAGUAAUGACCAUUUUCUUAAGCCUUGAGCAGUAACCCAAUGAAGGUUAUGAAAGCUAUGAAGAAGCUCAAGUUCUGGUCUAGAAAGAAAAGGAAACGUAAGCAAGCUUGCCCAUCUCAGGCUCACCAAUGCUCUUGUGAGUACUCCUCCGUGCUGUCAGCGGUUGAGCCUGUGGCAGAAGCGGUGGUGGUUGAGCCUACAGCGCCUCCUUUCCCGUUUUGGUUCGAUGAGAUUGGGAGUGUUAGUGCGCCAGAUACAUCUGCAUUUCCUUGGAAUACUCAGUUGCCUCACAAUCAAGAAGAAACCAUUGUGGAGACAAGCCCGUUGUUGUCUCAGGUGUCUGAUCUUCGCAUCUAUCAGUCGUAUCAGCAGUACAUGGUGCCGAAUCCAAGUUAUGGUGUCCCCAUUGUAGAUGCAGCUCCAGCCAAGAAAUCAAUGGGAAUGUUCGGUUGUGUUAUCGAGAUCUGUCUGAUUCGUGGCCCACCCACCAAUAUGUACGGACGUGACCCAUGGGGCGGUCCUUUAGAGAUCAAUGCGGCGGACUCACUCACCGACGACGAUCGCAGUCGAAAUCUGCAAGAACUCGACCGUGCAGCUUUUUCUCGACCACUCGACGCUACGCAGCAGAGCUGGCUUCUCGGCCCAACCGAGCCCAAGAAGAAAAAAUACGUCGAUCUCGGGUGUUUACUAGUCAGCCGCAAAAUCUUUCUCUGGACUCUCGGAACCUUUGUGUUAACCGCGUUUCUCGCUGGAUCCAUUACCACGAUCGUCAAGAAAGUGCCACGCCACAAACACGAGCCACCAAAACCCGACAAUUUCACUCUCGCUCUCCACAAGGCUCUCUUGUUCUUCCAUGCUCAGAAAUCUGGGAAACUACCAGAGCACAAUAACGUGUCAUGGAGAGGUAGUUCUUGCCUGCAAGAUGGUAAAGGAGAUCAAGGACAAGUCUACAAAGAUUUGGUAGGAGGCUACUAUGAUGCUGGAGAUGCUAUCAAAUUCAGCUUCCCAAUGUCUUACGCAAUGGCCGUCCUGAGCUGGAGUGUGAUUGAAUACAGUGCCAAAUACCAAUCUGCUGGCGAGCUCGACCAUGUUAAAGAACUCAUCAAAUGGGGAACUGACUACUUCCUCAAGACUUUCAACAGUAGUAGUCUGGGUAAAAUCUAUGCAAUGGUGGAAGAGGUUGGAUUUGGGGAUACAAGUGGAGGAAGUGUGAUUCAUAAUGACCAUUACUGCUGGAUGCGUCCUGAAGACAUUGAUUAUAAAAGGACUGUAACACCAUGUUACGGUACCUGCCCGUAUCUCGCUGCAGAGAUGGCAGCUGCUCUAGCUUCUGCAUCCAUUGUAUUCAAGGACAAUAGAAUCUACUCUCAAAAGCUUGUUAAAGGCGCUAAGAUACUCUAUGACUUUGCAGAGUCUACUAAACAUAGUCACAGUAAACGUCAUAAAGAUGCUAGCGAGUUCUACAAGUCAAGCAUGUCCGGGGAUGAGCUUCUUUGGGGUGGAGCUUGGAUGUAUUACGCUACUGGUAAUGUAACAUAUCUUGAUAAAGUUACCAGUCACGUUAUGGCUCAGGAGGCUGGUGCCUUUGGGAAAAGCUCUUAUUAUGGGGUAUUUAGCUGGGACAAUAAGCUUCCAGGAGCUCAGUUGCUGUUGACCAGGAUGAGGCUGUUUCUGAGCCCUGGAUAUCCAUAUGAAGACCUUUUGAGCACCUUCCAUAAUCAAACAGACAGAGUUAUGUGCUCUUACUUACCUUAUUUCAGAAAAUUUAACAGAACCAAGGGAGGUUUGAUCGAGUUGAAUCAUGGAGCUCCACAGCCUCUCCAGUAUGCUGCAAACGCUGCUUUCUUAGCGACGCUAUUCAGUGAUUAUCUAGAAGCAUCUGAUACUCCUGGAUGGUACUGUGGCCCUAAUUUCUAUUCUAGGGAUGUAUUACGCGAGUUUUCUAGAUCGCAGAUUGAUUACAUACUCGGUAAAAACCCUAGGAAGAUGAGUUAUGUUGUGGGUUUUGGGCAACGUUACCCGAGACAUGUACAUCACAGAGGAGCUUCAAUACCGAUGAGUGUAAAGAAAGAAAGCUGCAAAGGAGGAUGGAAAUGGAGAGACAGCAAAAAGGGAAACCCAAACACCAUUACAGGAGCAAUGGUUGCUGGACCUAACAAGUAUGAUGGAUUCCACGACGUUCGUGCAAACUACAACUACACAGAGCCGACUCUAGCAGGCAAUGCUGGUCUGGUCGCUGCUCUGGUGGCAUUAUCUGGAGGAAAAACAGUUGGUGGUAUUGACAAAAACACUAUCUUCUCUGCCGUACCUCCGUUGAACCCUCCCACGCCGCCGCCUCCAGCACCUUGGAUACCCUAAAAUGAAGUAAAACUUGAAACUAUUGAGUGUGUAAUAAGUCAUCUAUUUUUGCCUAAAUAAAAACAAAUAAAAAGCAAGUUUCAAGU
This is a messenger RNA of Eutrema salsugineum, 2460 nucleotides long. Its product is annotated as endoglucanase 21. NCBI's taxonomy places the organism in Eukaryota, Viridiplantae, Streptophyta, Magnoliopsida, Brassicales, Brassicaceae. Gene Ontology annotation, biological process: carbohydrate metabolic process. The record is from RefSeq and is a predicted model, not a curated record. Gene Ontology annotation, molecular function: hydrolase activity, hydrolyzing O-glycosyl compounds.